Molecule: messenger RNA, 792 nt
Organism: Physella acuta
Lineage: Eukaryota; Metazoa; Mollusca; Gastropoda; Physidae
Product: trigger factor-like
Source: RefSeq, a predicted model, not a curated record
CCAUGACGUACGGUCCUAACUGCCGAUUGUCCUGCUUACAGAAGUGUAAGGGAGAGGACUGCGCUGAGAGAGAACGUGGGGACUGUCACACGUCACUCUUUGGCAGGUUCGGCUACCUGUUCUACGCUCUGUGGCUGCUGGUUUUGAUACCCGUGUGUGUGAUGAUCGUUAUCUUCAGAAAGCGUAAGAAAAAAUCAAAGGAAGAUGAAGACGACGAUGACGAUCACCAUGAUGAUGAUCACCAUGACGACGAACAUCACGAUGAUGACGACGAACAUCAUGACGAUGACGAACAUCACGAUGACGAUGAUGUAGAGGACCGACCCGCGUCACGUGGCUCAGCCAGGCCGUCCUUAGCGUCAGUCAAGAGUCAGAAAUCCAAGAAGUAGUUGGCGUCAGUCAUCUAAGUCACGGGCGUCAGUCGUGUUAUCGAAGCAUGACGUCACAAGACAACAGGUCCCCACAGGUCGACCUGAAGGGUAGCCCGUCAAGGUAGCACUGUUAUGGUGACCGACAGGCUACAGUCAGGGUGUCAGUGGCUACCUGUGCUGCAUUGGCUACCGUAAGUGUGGGGGCGAUAGAAUCAGCCAAUUUUUGUGAGGUUACAUGUGUGUGGGGCAAAUGUUGUGUGGUGAUAAAUGGUGUGUGGGGGCCACACUGUGUGGGGUUGAAUGUUGUGUGGUGAUAAAUUUUGUGCGGGGUAACACACUGUGGGGUUGAAUGGUGUGUGGGGGCCAUACUGUGUGGUGUGAGUUCACACGUUUGGUGCUGUACAUUUACUUGACAAUCAUU